AUGGGCAAUUCCAGCAAAGUCCAAGUCCCCCGAGGCAAUACGCCUGCCAGAAGUGAGGGAACUGAGGGCACUUCAAGCUCUGAUUUGUAUACAAUUCCCCAGCAAGUCACAACAGCCCACCCUCGCCGAGUCAACAAACCCACUGGCAGCGGUUCUGUACACAAGGUGCCAAAGAAAAGAGUCAUCGAGGACACUUCUCUACACCAGCCACGAGCUGCGGUACCUGUCAUCGAUCUGACGGGAGAUACGUCAUCUCCACAAAAGAAGGUAAAAAAGCGAGCAACGAAUAUCGAAGCGAGCGUUUCUCCGAUUGCUAGCCCCCCGGAGCGUCGUCUACGGAGAUGGCGCGCCCACCCACCUGUUUCGUACCUCGAACGUUUGGACCGGAUCCAGCAAACGAGGAUGUUCAUUGUCGGUUACGAGAUAGGUGGGACCGAGGAAGUCCCAGAGAUAUCCUUCGACGUUGUUGGGUCAACGGGGAAUCUUUACAAGACGACCAUCAAACAGGAUCCCUACUGCGACUGCCCUGACGGGGCGAAGGGUAAUCAGUGCAAGCACAUCUGCUACGUCCUCGUUCACGCACUCAAAGCACCUGCACAUCUCCAGUACCAACUCGCCUUCCUCUCAUUGGAACUAUGCGAGAUUCUGAGAGGCUCCUCUCUAAGCUUAACACGCCCCGCCCCCUCAGCUGAAGAAAAUAACGGAAAUCGCAAACCAGUUGACGGAGAUUGCCCGAUUUGCUUCCAAGAGAUGAUUGAAGCUACAGAGAAGAUCGUUUGGUGCAAAGCGGCAUGCGGUAAUAACUUACACAGACAGUGUUUCGACCAGUGGGCCGCUGCGUCCCGGACGUCUUCCAGUGCUGGUAUUCGCUGUGUGUACUGUCGCUCGCCCUGGAAGAGCGAUGCAGCCGACGUAAACAUACCGUCCAUUCGCAAGAACAGCGCCAAUGUCGGACCGGAAGGCUACGUCAAUAUGGCAUCCGAAUUCGGUCUGAGUACUGAACGUGAUUGGUCCGUCUACUCGCGUUUCUCAACUGCCCGGCCAUCUUCAUCCUCUUGGUACCGUAACCGUUGGUCGUAA
Penicillium cosmopolitanum is the source of this 1080-nucleotide messenger RNA. Its product is annotated as RING finger protein. Lineage: Eukaryota; Fungi; Ascomycota; Eurotiomycetes; Eurotiales; Aspergillaceae. The coding region runs from base 1 to 1080 and encodes 359 amino acids. The transcript is spliced from 6 exons. Gene Ontology annotation, molecular function: zinc ion binding; ubiquitin protein ligase activity. The record is from RefSeq and is a predicted model, not a curated record.